Ostrinia furnacalis (Asian corn borer) is the source of this 411-nucleotide messenger RNA. It is a transcript of the gene SIFa, whose product is annotated as SIFamide. The record is from RefSeq and is a predicted model, not a curated record. Bases 52 to 261 code for a protein of 69 amino acids. The transcript is spliced from 3 exons. Lineage: Eukaryota; Metazoa; Arthropoda; Insecta; Lepidoptera; Crambidae.
CAGCAUCUCCACAGUCAGCUCCUUCAGUAAAAGAUUAAAACAUCUCUCAAAAUGCGCGCCAUCUUCGCUGUGUUCCUCGUGGCCAUGGUGCUGUACCUGAUCCAUUCCACCGAGGCCAAUUACAGGAAACCACCCUUCAACGGAUCUAUCUUCGGGAAGAGGGGAACAGUUGAGUACGAUUCCACCGGGAAGGCCUUAUCAGCUCUUUGCGAGAUAGCCUCAGAGACCUGCCAGGCCUGGUACCAGACCCUGGAGAAGUAGACGAUGACCAGCAUUUUAUAACCCUCGAAGAGCAAAACGACCAUGUAAAUUAGUAGGUAGCGUUUGUUUACCUAUACAGUAGAACGCCGAUUAUCCGAACGCCGAUUAACCGAAUCGCCAAUUAUCCGAAUCGGUUCUAAGCCUAAUAUA